CGAAUGAAAAACGCUGAACGCUGCCACAUUUUUUGCAGUACUUGUAACAGGAAGCGGGAUAAAGCUUGGCUUAGAUCUUCUUGUCCCCGUAGAACACGGCAGAAACUAUUUAUUGCACAACCAUGAUCAAACAGGGGCUCCUUUUUAUGGGAUGACAAGGGCAAGGCUCUGGGUGAAAAAGUUGCCGGCAGAAAUAGCUGGAGCAAACGAGGAGCUCCUCGGACCUCGGCUGGUGGCAUCUGGGAUGGUGUUCGGCCUCAGCAGCCUGUGGAGUCCGAGCUGGUCCGCUGUAUUUUAUGUUGGCAGGUACGAGGAAUUGAAAUGACAUAGAAAAGUGUUCCAAGUGCUGACUGCAAAAUGAGUUCCUUCCACCCGAUGCUGAAAGCAGGUAAACUGAAACUCCAAAAAUAAUGAUCAGCUCACUGGCAAGUUACAGGAAAACCCCAUACAAGGCAACUGAGUAAAGGCCAUGGUAUGAAUGCUUUGUCAGAUAAACUGUCCAAAAGAAGCACAUAUUUGGAGGCUGUUACAUUAAAGUGUUGAACUCUACUCCGUGUCCCUCCCUACUACGCUUCUGCAUACAAAAUGUUCCAGAGGAAGGAGCUGAUGUGGCUUAUUUGUCACUAAAGUAACUACAUUGGAUGCUACCGAGUAAUGCAGAGGACAGUGAAGCUUGAACUCUCUAAUGGAAAAUUCUUUGCAGCAAAAGAUGACAUCUGUAUUCUUGUUUGUCAGUCUUCUCAUUCUACUGAUGCCUCUGUUCAGUGCUGAAGAAUGCAUUAUUUGUGAUUACUUUGUGCUUGUUGGAGAGCCUACAGCUAUUAGUUGCCCAAUAAUUCCAAUGCCAGUGCUUCCCCCUGAUUACAAUCUGACAUGGUACAAAAAUGGUAGUGCUACACCAAUAACCACAGAGAAAGAUGCUAGGAUCCAUCAGCGUGAGGGCUUGCUUUGGUUUAUUCCUGCAAUGCUGGAAGAUUCCGGACUUUAUGAAUGUGUUGUAAGGAGCCUUAAUCACUCUAACAAGAAACCUAUAAAUUUAUCAGUUUUUAAGAAUGAUAAUGGUUUGUGUUUUAAUGGAAAAAUGAAGUUUGAACAAAAGGUGAUGAGCAGAAAUACUGGAAAGAUAAUAUGCCCUGAUCUGGAGUAUUUUAAAGAUGAAGAAAAUGAUCAGCCUGAAGUAUACUGGUAUAAGGAGUGUAAGCCUGGAUUUCUUGAAGACAAGCGACUUGUUUUGGCAGAGAGAGAAAACGCUGUCUUGAUUCACAAUGUAAGUGUACAGGACAGAGGAAACUACACGUGCCGUAUGGUUUACACUUACAUGGGAAAACAGUAUAAUGUUUCACGAACCAUGAGUCUAGAGGUUAAAGAAAGACCAGUGCAGAUGAGACCAGAAUUUAUUUAUCCGAAGAACAAUACAAUUCAAGUAGAACUUGGCUCUCAUGUAGUUAUGGAAUGUAAUAUAUCAAGUGGCAUAAAUGGCUUGAUUCCAUUCUGGCAAGUUAAUGAUGAAGAUGUUGAUAGCUUUGAUAUUACCUACAGGGAACAGUUUUAUGAUUUCUUUACAGAUAUUUCGUUUUUACCUUUUUUCAAUGACAGAAAAGGGAUGCCUCAUGGAAUUGCUGUGUCUGGAACAAAAUUUAACAUUUCCAAAGUGGAAGUAAAGGAUUACGCUCAUAAAUUUUUCUGUCACUUUACAUAUGGCUCUCAACAUUUUACAGCCUACAUCAAAUUGGAACGCCCAGCUCAGAACAUUCAGGGCUACCUAAUUGGAGGAGGAGUUUCCUUGGUAUCUUUAGUAUUUUUGAUUCUCUUUAUCUACAAGAUCUUCAAAAUUGAUAUUGUGCUCUGGUACUGGGACUCCUGCCAUCCUUUCCUGGGUAAAAAAGUUUCAGAUGGGAAAAUCUAUGAUGCUUACAUUCUGUAUCCAAGGAACAGGGAGAGAGGCUUGUAUUCAUCAGAUAUUUUUGCUCUGAAGAUACUGCCAGAGGUCUUAGAAAGGCAGUGUGGUUAUAACCUCUUCAUUUUUGGAAGAGAUGAUUUACCAGGAGAAGCUGUGAUCAGCACUGCUGAUGAAAAAAUCCGUCAAAGUAGAAGAGUGAUUGUAGUUUUAGUACCAGAACCCUCUUGUUACAGUGUUACGGAAGAUGUGUCAGAAAAGCAUCUAGCCAUGUACAAUGCUCUUAUCCAAGAUGGCAUUAAAGUAAUUCUCAUUGAACUUGAAAAAAUACAAGAUUAUGCAGACAUGCCUGAAGCCAUCAAAUACAUUAAGCAAAAGCAUGGAGCUAUCCGAUGGAAAGGGGAUUUCUCAGAAAGGUCUCACUCAGCAAGUACCAGAUUCUGGAAAGAAGUACGCUACCACAUGCCACCCAGAAAAAAUGCACCUUCAUCACAGCUGCGUUUGUUACCAAGAGACUUGAGUUCUCCCUAAACAACAGAAAAAUUACACUCAUCAACUCUGUGACCUGAAUUACUCAGUGAUGGAUUGACUGAAGGCCGCACGUGUCUGUUUUGUGCAGACAAUAUCAUCCAAAUUUUCUGGAUCAAAGGUUAGCAGCUUUGUCUACAGAUGUGAAAUCCUCCUUCUGGCCAGAUCAACACCUUGUAAUAUUGUCAGCUGCACUGUGACAUCAAAAACAUGUAGGAACUACAUGAUGCCUUUUCCAAGAAUUGCACUGUGAUUUUGGUGAAAAUUUUUCAGUUGUAAAAAUGGAAGGGGUGAAAAACUAUCAAAACCCAGAAAAGUUGGUGGUUUAUUUUUCCAAUUAAAGGUUGAAUAUGAAGGGAACUAUAUUAAUUACAAUUGUGAUGCUUUAUAAUGGGCAUGGUUGAUGCCAGUGAACGUUAUUGUUUUAAUUUUUUUCAUUGAAAUUACACAACUUUUUAUUUGUUACAAGUCGUUAUUUGCCUUGUUCAGUUUGCUGAAAGAUAAAUCACCAUUUUUACUUCACUGUGUGUUAUCACCCCCCCAAAAAAGGUAAGACAAUGUCAGCUCCCCAAAGUGCUAUUGAACCUGACACAGCAUAAAUAGCCUUCCCUGAUCUUUUUUAUAUUUUAAAGAAAUCUACAAUUUUUAGGCACUUAUCCCAUGCAGACAGCAUGAAAAUAUCAUUGUUAAACUGCACUGAGUAAAGAAAAAA
Messenger RNA from Calypte anna (Anna's hummingbird), 3137 nucleotides. RefSeq names its product interleukin-1 receptor type 1. The transcript is spliced from 13 exons. The coding region runs from base 686 to 2428 and encodes 580 amino acids. Lineage: Eukaryota; Metazoa; Chordata; Aves; Apodiformes; Trochilidae. The record is from RefSeq and is a predicted model, not a curated record. Gene Ontology annotation, biological process: regulation of inflammatory response; signal transduction. Gene Ontology annotation, molecular function: interleukin-1, type I, activating receptor activity.